This is a messenger RNA of Salvia miltiorrhiza (redroot sage), 1791 nucleotides long. RefSeq lists its product as uncharacterized. NCBI's taxonomy places the organism in Eukaryota, Viridiplantae, Streptophyta, Magnoliopsida, Lamiales, Lamiaceae. The transcript is spliced from 3 exons. The coding region runs from base 1 to 1791 and encodes 596 amino acids. Gene Ontology annotation, molecular function: RNA-DNA hybrid ribonuclease activity; nucleic acid binding. The record is from RefSeq and is a predicted model, not a curated record. Gene Ontology annotation, biological process: DNA integration.
AUGCCGUUUGGCUUGAAAAAUGCGGGAGCCACGUAUCAGCGGAUGAUGGAAAAAGUCUUCAAGGAACAGCUCUCCAAGAAUAUCUCGGUGUAUGUGGAUGACAUGCUUGUGCGGAGUAUAAGGGCAGAGGACCAUGUCUCUGAUCUCGAGGAGGUCUUCACUGUGGUUAGAAAGCAUCGGCUCAUGUUGAAUCCAGCAAAAUGUACUUUUGGGGUCACAACAGAGGAAUGCCGAGCUGCAUUUGAGGAUCUCAAGGUAUAUCUAGCAAAGCUCCCGACUCAAACCAAGCCGGUCCCGGGAGAAACGUUGUAUCUGUACAUAGCAGUGGGGGAAGAUGCAAUCAGCUCUGUGCUUAUCAGAGAGGAGGGAAGUCACCAGAAACCCAUCUACUUCGUCAGCCGAAUCAUCCAGGGUUCUGAAUUGAAUUACACAGAGAUAGAGAAGGCUGCUCUGGCGGUCAUGGUCACGGCGAGAAAGUUGAGGCCGUAUUUUUUGUCACAUCGGGUAGUGGUGCGCACUGCCUUGCCUUUCAAACAAGUAUUGGGGCGCCCGGAUUUGUCGGGAAGAAUGGUUAAAUGGGCUGUGGAGUUAGGGGAGUAUGAUGUGGAGUACGAGCCAAGAACAGCGAUCAAAGCACAAGCGUUGGCAGAUUUCAUCCAAGAAACAACUCGCCGUCCCGUACCGGAAUUUUGGGUUGCCUUUGUGGACGGAUCAGUGACAAAAGAGGGAUGCGGAAUUGGAGUAUACAUCACAUCACCGGGGUAUGGUACAUAUCAGUUUGCAAUCAAAUUCACUUGCCGAUUGUCCAACAAUGAAGCGGAGUAUGAAGCUGUGGUUAGAGGGGCGCACAUUUUGUCAGAACUCAAGGCCGAAUGUGUCAUCAUCAAGACAGACUCCCAGUUAGUGGCCCAACAAUAUUCAGGGGGUUAUAGUGUCAAAGAAGAACGCAUGAAGGCGUACCACCGCAAGAUCAGCGAGAUGAAGGACAAGUUUAUGGAAUUCAAAAUCGAGCAGAUUUCCCGGGAAGAUAAUACGAAAGCAGACUUACUGGCGCGAAUGGCUAGUGCAGUGGAACAAACCUGGAGUGAUGAAAUUAUCUUACUCUGUGAUACCAGAGAGAUAGGGACUUCACAGGUCUUCUCCGUAGAGAACAGAGACGACUGGCGGGCUCCUAUUAUACAUUUUCUCAAGACAGGGGAUCGGUUGAACAAGGAAUCUAAUCAGAGGGCCCGAUACGAAAAUUAUUGCUUGCUUAAUGACCAACUCUACAAACGAUCAUUUACUCAGCCUUUACUAAAGUGCUUAUCUCCAGAGGAAGCUAACUUUGCUUUAAAUGAAGUUCAUGCAGGUUGCUGUGGUGGUCACACGGGGUUCCGGGACCUUUGGGGUAUCGACAUAGUCGGGAAGCUGCCCACGGCACCAGGGGGCAAAUGCUUUCUGCUUGUAGCGGUGGACUAUUUCUCUAAGUGGGUCGAAGCUGAGGCUGUGGGGAAAAUCGAUGAGGUGACUGUGGAGCGCUUCAUUUGGCGGAAUAUAUGCUGCAGAUUUGGCGUGCCCAGGAUCAUCGUUUCUGACAACGGAACCCAGUUCACUGGGCAGAGGAUCGCGGAUUUUUGUGAUCGGAUGGAUAUCACUCAAAGAUUCGUCUCGGUAGCUCAUCCACAAGCAAAUGGCCAAGUGGAGUUGGCCAACAGGACAAUAUGUGAAGGGAUCAAGAAAAGGCUGACUCAGAGCAGAGGCAAAUGGGUUGAGGAGCUGGAUACUGUACUUUGGGCCUACCGCACUAGCUGA